Molecule: messenger RNA, 2968 nt
Organism: Trichobilharzia szidati
Lineage: Eukaryota; Metazoa; Platyhelminthes; Trematoda; Strigeidida; Schistosomatidae
Source: the annotation of a GenBank genome assembly
CGAAAUUAUUAAGGUGAGAAUUAUGCUAAUGCAUUUCAGUGAACAAACAAUAGAUGCCAAUCACAAACACAAUUAUGAUGUCGUCAUAGUAGUGGGUCAAAGGAUUUGAACACACACGUACACACCUACACACGUACACAUUAACAGGCAUACAGACAAGCAGGCACAGAGAAAGAAAUACACCGUGAGAUAGGCUCAUAUCACACACAUAUUUCUGUUCUGUUCGAAAGUAAUACAGACAUAAUUUGAUAAUAUAUAUAUAAAUAUAAAUAUAACCACCAUUCACGUAUUGACAGUAUCACUUUUCAGUGAUUAUAGAAUUCCUUUUUCCAAAUCAGCUGUAAUUAUUUAUUUAUUUUUGUAAUUGAUUGGAUUUCUCUUCGCGCGUCUUUUUAAUUUGUCAAAAAAUCAAGAUACUACUUAUUUACUUAUUUAUUCAUUUGUAUCAUUGAAAAAAAAUUGGGAAAUUUAUUGAAAAACAAUCGAACCAUUACCCCUUCUCACUCACACAUACACACACAAACACAAAUACUCACAGGCAGAGAUAUGCUCAUGGAUGAGUUUAAACCUCAACUACAAGAACAGCAACAACAACAAGCAGCCCUGCUCUAUCAUACCUCAUUGGCGUCGAUCAGUUCUACAGAUUUAGGAAUAUCUCCAGUGAAUAAUACCACGUCUAUGGAUCACACGGAUAUGAAAAGCGUUGAUCAUAACAAUAGUAGUAAUAAUAUUAACAAUAAUAACACUAUGAUAAGUGGGAGCGUUGAUUCACUAUAUACUAAGGAGAAAAUGCUGUCCAGUACCUCGACGAGAAUACAAUCACCGUGUUAUCAGAAUGCUUCAACAGUACCCUCUUCCUACUGCACAACAUCAUCUUCAUCAUCGAAUAUUAAUCCUCAUAUUAAUAAUCAUAGUAAUAAUAAUAAUUCACCAGCUUUAGACCAAUGGUCUGCAACUCUAUUGGCUGCACAAGCUCUUGUUAGAACGAAGAAAGUGUUUAUCGGUGGUGUAUCUACGGGGACUACUGCAGAUGAAUUGAAAAGUUUUUUCAGUGAAUUUGGUAAAGUGGAAACAUGUGAACUGAUGAUGGACAAGGCGACCAGUCGACAUCGAGGUUUCGGAUUUGUCACCUUUGAAAGUGAACAGGCAGCAGAAAAGGUGUGCUCAAUACACUAUCAUGAAUUAAAUGGUAAAAUGGUUGAAGCCAAACGAGCUUUGCCUAAAGAAGUACUCAGUUCAAGCAAUGCUCUAGUUAAACAACAAAGUCUGCUACCAAAUGCAUUCGCUCUGUCCAGUGAAGUCGACUCAGCAGCUACAGCUGCGGCGACAAUUGCUGCAGCCGCCCUCGCCUCACGACAACAACAUCAACAGCAUCAACAACAGCAACAACAACAUUAUCAAAAUUUAAGUCAUAACUUAAAUAAUUCGGGAUCCGCAUUUGUUUCACUUGCUUAUGCCUCAUUGAUGCCAUUUAGUCAUCUACAACCGUAUCCCUUAUCGCCUAACAAUUUUGUUGGAAAUCAUCCUUUGAACACAUCGAAUUUAACAAUGGAAAACUCAGGAAUUCAUCCUCAAAGUAUUAAUCAUUCAGGUCCUAUUGAUUUCCCAUCUGCUGCUGUAUUACAGAAUGGUCAUUCCACACCAGUGAUCAGAUUUCCACAAAUCGGUAUACAAUCCGAUGUCAACCUCCAACCCACUUGUCCACUGGGCUUUGCCUAUAAUCCGUCAACAGGUUAUUUAAAUUCUACAGGUUCAAUAACCCCAACCGGUAAUUAUCUAACAUCUACUAUUCCGAAUGUAUUAAAUCUUGCCCAACCUGGAGCAAUUCAAACGUUGAUACCUAAUUUAACCUACAAUAUCUUGACUACACUUCAUGAUCAACAAAGCCAACAGACAAGAUUGCAUCAAGCUCAACAGGCAGUUGGUCAACAGUCGACACCACAACAACAACAAAGUCAAACAAUACCAUCAAUCCCGUUGGAUGUAGAAACUUUGAAACAACAAAUUCAACUGCAAAAUUGGCCUAGUACUGCACCUUAUUCCUUAUUAACUUUGAACCAAAAGUAUUUUCUUUCUCUGUAAACAAAAAAAAACACAUAAAUUUCAGGCUUUUGGUCAAAUCCACUCACCCACUAGCAACUUACUUACUUUCAAUCAAAAUCAACAAAAACUUCCCAGUGUACAAUCGACUGAUACACCGACUAUUGGUCUGACGGAUGCAUCACCGACAAUGUGGCUGUUACCUGCAAAAAUUCCACGUUCUUCUAGUUCUAAUGCAUAUGAUUCGACUACCCAAUUAAUCAGAGUUCACUAAACAUACGUAAACAAACUUUUUACAAAAAACCAAACAAACAAUUACUCAGUUCCCUACCUACCUAACUAGCCUAUCUAUCCACCUAUCUACCUACUUACUCAUCAACCUAAACGUGAUCUACUUUUAAACUAUAAUCAAUCAAUCAAUCAAUCAGUAAAUCGAUCAAUCGGUCUCUCAUUUGUAUUUAACAUAAUUACACUUUUUCUCUGUGUAUCGUGAUAUAUAUAUAUAUAUAUUUACAUCUAUACAUAUACAUAUAUAUUCUUUCUAUCAAUUCAACUGUGAAUUUUUCCUGAUCACUUUCUUGAUUGAUGUCUUCUUCAUUCUUAUUUUGUGAUUUGAUCAUGAUAAAUUCAACUGUGAAGUUCGGGUCGAGCAACUCGACGAAAUAUGACAGACACUUCAGUGAAAAGCUCAAAUUGUGGUCCAUUGCAAAAUCACGACUGUUUUGAUUGUCGUUUGUAUUUUUGACUACAAUUACUUCUGCACUACGACUGAAGGCAACGGAACAGCGUAAAAAACAGAAAAAAAUUGGAAAUUUCUUUCUUUUCAUGUGUUUUUAUUGUCAACAUCAUCACCAUGAUCAUCAAUCACUAUUUUGAACAAUGUACAACUACUGCUCAAUGUAUUUGGUUUAUCUUCAAAUGUAUAAAA